Paramuricea clavata is the source of this 1655-nucleotide messenger RNA. The record is from the annotation of a GenBank genome assembly. NCBI's taxonomy places the organism in Eukaryota, Metazoa, Cnidaria, Anthozoa, Malacalcyonacea, Plexauridae.
GUGGCACAAUUGGUCUUGAUCACAAUGAUACUUGGACACCGUACACAAACGACUUGCGUGCUGAGCAUACAAAGAAGGUAAAUGUUUUUAUUAGUUCUCUAGCUACUAAUAUUAAAAGCAGUACUCGUCAUGAGAAAAUGCUUGCUUUUUUGGCUGAAAAUGGCUAGAAUUGGGGUGUUUGCAGAAAGAGUUCGACCAGAUUCACUGCAUUGUGAAAUGAAUGCAUGGCAGCAUUUAUUAGAUUUAAAUUACUGCGAAUGUGUGAAGCGUAACAUUUUCCAGCAGUUCAUUAAAAUAUUAUCAGCUCCUGUUGGUCUUGAACAUAGUAAUCAUUUGGAAACUUUGGAUCAGAUUACAAACCCAGCUGAUUUAAAUAAUUCUAUGUCAGAAGACACAUUAACUUUGUCUGAGAUUGCUAUACCAGAGCAUAUAAAGUAAGGCUGCCAAAGUGUAUGGAUGCGGUCUGGCAUACUUAGAGCAUGUAAAAUUAAGGAGCAUUACAGUGUCGAAGCUAAAAGGUCAAACAAAUUGCCAACUUGAUUGAUAGGUAGUCAAGCUGCGAGUCUUUCUAGGCAUGGCUACAGACUUGUUGAUGCCUUGCAAUAUGAUGAAGAAAGGCCUUUAGAGAAUACCAAACGAUUGGCACUUUCAAAAGCAGUGGAAUAUUUAUGCCAGCAGAUUGUUUAACAAAAUUAAUUUAAGUUCCAUUGGAGAAGUUGAUCAACUGACCGAAUUUUGUCAGCUUUAUUUUAAUAUUCUUGUUCUUUUUUUCCCCACAAGUAUUAAAGUUACUGUCUGGACAGUGGGGUAUGCCAUACCUUAUCAUGCCAGAAAAUUGUAUGAAGAAUACCAUGUUGGUUAUGGUAUUUUGUCACUUCAAGCGAAGGAAUCAAACAUGCUGGUAUUAAAGGUGAUCUUUCUUUAACCAACAGGUCAAAUAAAAGUAGCACUAAUGGCAAGUGGUGGGCAAGUUUUGCACUCAAAUUAUGUUAGGUCAUUCUAUCUUCCUGAACACCAACCUGCACCUCCAUUAUAUAUUUCUCAUUUUAAGUCACAUACACCACCACACUGCAGCAGGGUCGAUUAUUGUGCUUGUGGAAGAACUAAAUUAGAUAUUGUGGACGAGUAGUGUGGGUAAUGGCAAGUGGUGGCAAGUUUUGCACUCAAAUUAUGUUAGGUCAUUCUAUCUUCCUGAACACCAACCUGCACCUCCAUCAUAUAUUUCUCAUUUUAAGUCACGUACACCACCACACUGCAGCAGGGUCGAUUAUUGUGCUUGUGGAAGAACUAAAUUAGAUAUUGUGGAUGAGCAGUGUGGGGUUUGUAAAGCUGCUAAAACUAUUGUAAUUAAAUGUGCUAAAGAGAAGAAGUUAUUUGAUGAAGUUAUUUUCUUAUUUAAGCCAAUCAUUUGCAGUAAAUGCAAUGAACGCUUUUCUGAUGUGACCAAUUUGAAAGCACCAACUGAUAUUGUCCAUCGCUCUCAGACUCUUGCUACUGAGAGCACUAGACCUUCUCACUCACUUAUAAAGACUCAAUUAAAAAGUAUGAGUGUUACAGAGUUGAAGGCGGCCCUGAGGGAAAAAGGCCUAUCCACCUCCGGUAACAAGGAAAUUUUAGUUCGAAGGCUGGAAAGUGUACUGCCAAAUGCAAAGUAA